This is a messenger RNA of Centruroides sculpturatus (bark scorpion), 419 nucleotides long. RefSeq lists its product as uncharacterized. Lineage: Eukaryota; Metazoa; Arthropoda; Arachnida; Scorpiones; Buthidae. The transcript is spliced from 4 exons. The coding region runs from base 30 to 401 and encodes 123 amino acids. The record is from RefSeq and is a predicted model, not a curated record.
UUUGCGCCUACGUGACCGUUUUUUUAGAUAUGGAUCGUCAUAUGAGAAUAUUCAUGGCAUUGAUAACAACGAUGGGAUUUAUGGUUUGUUUGAUAAUAGCCUUAUCAUUAUCUUCGUUAGCAUCAGCGAUGGAAGAUUCGUUUCAAGAAAUUAGGAUAUUCUCGUCAGUUCGGUUGAAGCUCAAAUACAAAUUAAAAUUGUUAAAUUUCAUGAAAAGAUUUGCAAAAGCGUCUCUUAGAAUGACUAUUGGAGGAUAUUUUGACGUAACUAAAAAAUUUCCUAUUAAAAUGUCCAGCUUUUUAUAUUCCAUUUCUUCAUCUUUGUUAGAGUUAAGAAGUCUGCAAGAUAAACAAACCAAAUGUACAAAACCUUCUAAGAAUGAUACUUUUAUUUUUCUCUGAAUUGUAAGAAAAAACUAU